Messenger RNA from Drosophila kikkawai, 912 nucleotides. RefSeq lists its product as uncharacterized. NCBI's taxonomy places the organism in Eukaryota, Metazoa, Arthropoda, Insecta, Diptera, Drosophilidae. The record is from RefSeq and is a predicted model, not a curated record. Gene Ontology annotation, molecular function: nucleic acid binding.
AUGGUUUACUGGCCCGGAAUUUUUAUUGCAGCUCAGUGGCCAUCGCGAACAGGAGUUCACAUUAGUAGCGAGUGUGAACUAAUGUACCAUGAUGAGGAAACGUGGGUGAACAAGUCACCUUUUGAUUCGAUUAUGCCGGAUCCGUUGCGUUCCAGUAGACUUGAGCGCCUGCGUGCUGCCCAAAGACGAGUGCUGGAUUUUCUACGCUGUAUAUGCAAGGAACCGCAGAGGAUCGAAGCCAUUGAAGAUGUGGAGGCGAACGUGAAGCAUCCGAUUGUCCUCCCUUCACGCUACAGGGUAACGUAUCUAAUAGUGGGAUACUAUCAUCGCAAAUAUCAUCAUCUGCACGGAAAGAUUGUUGUCAACGAAAUUCGUCAACAAUAUUGGAUACCAGGACUGAGAGCACUUGUGAAGGACAUCGUCAAAAACUGUUCGGCUUGCUGCAUCCGCUUCCACGCGCAGCCGCUUCCACCAAUAAUGGGAAAUUUACCCAAGGAACGUCUUUUACCGUUCACUCUGCCUUUCACGUACACAGGAGUGGACUAUUUCGGACCAAUGGAAAUCGCCGUGGGAAGACACUCAUUCCUGCUAGCCCUGAAAUUGUUUACUGCUCGCCGAGGGGUUCCUGUUAAGAUGCUGUCAGACAACGGAACUAAUUUUCGCGGUGCAAGCAGAGUAUUGGCGAAAGAGAUCGAGCGCAUAUUAACUUCGGACGUGAAAUCGAAGUAUCCGGAAAUGUCGUUUGCCUUUAUUCCACCCGGAACACCUCACAUGGGCGGAGCCUGGGAACGCAAGGUGCGUUCUACAAAGUCGAUCCUGACUGGACUACGCGAACGAGGCACGAUGGAGAGCACUGGACUUGGAUUGGCUAAAAACUUCCGGAUAGCUGGCCAAUUGGCGGAUCGCUUCUGA